GCGAGUGACUCUUUCCUCGUGUCGUCCGUCUAAUUAUCAGUUCACGCAAAACGACGAUGCCGUCUUGGAAUAUGUACAAGCUAGUCUCCUCCUACAAUCCCCGCGAGGUCCUGAGAUUAUGAACGCUUGUACAGGCUGGAGCUCCAAAACUCGUGGCAUCUCGUUCUUUCACUCGCUGCUUGCCUUAUACUAUCAUGGAAGCCAAAAUGCGAAGUGGCCACUGGUUAUCUUUCGGCAGCUUCUAGAGGCUAAUGUGAAUCCCAAUGAUCUCACCUUUUCGCUACUUGUAAAAGCCAUUGCUUCAUUGCUCUCUUCCGAUGCUCAUAGCUCUGUGGCUACGGAAUUUCAAGUUAGCCAGAUUCAAACUCAAUUAGUAAGACGGGGCGUCAACCGAUUUGUUUACGUAAAUACUGCUCUUCUGGAUUUAUACAUGAAAGUGGGCCUUACAACUAAUGCUCGACAGCUGUUUGAAGAUAUGCCUUGUAGAGAUGUUGUUUCGUGGAACGCAUUGAUUUAUGGAUAUUCACGGAACGGACAUGGUUAUGAUGCUCUGGCUCUCUUUGUACACAUGCUUAGAGAUGGUUCCAGACCUGAUCAUGCGACAAUUGUUGGUUUGGCACCAACCUGUGGUUGCUUUGAACUUAUUCUUCAAGGAAGAUCCCUUCAUGGAUUUGGAAUUAAAGCUGGCCUUGGUUUUGAUUGUCAAUUGAAAAAUGCCCUUUCCUCAAUGUAUGCUAAAUGCGAGGAUUUGGAAGCAUCAGAACUUUUGUUUGAAGAAACGUCCGAAAGAAGUCUCGUUUCUUGGAAUUCUAUGGUUGGUGCCUAUGGCCAAAAUGGAUUCUUGGAGAAGGCAAUGAUUUGCUUCAAAGAAAUGCUAAAUGAGGGUUUGCAACCCGGCCCAGUGACAAUGAUGUGCCUUCUGUCAGCAAAUGCUGUUCCAGAAACUAUUCAUUGUUACAUCAUUAAAUGUGGCAUGAUCAAUCAUGCUUCUGUCAUUACUUCACUAGUUUGCCUAUAUGCAAGGCAAGGACUCACGCAUAUAGCAGAACUUCUUUACAAACAUUUGCCAACCAACAACCUGAUUUCCUUAACUGCAAUAAUGUCAAGCUAUGCUGAGAAGGGUGAUAUAAAGUCAGUAGUUGAGUAUUUUAUCCAAACUCAGCAAUUGGACAUGAAACUGGAUGCAGUUGCUUUGCUUAGCGUCCUUCAUGGCAUUAUAGAUCCUGCUCAUCUUGCAGUUGGACGUGCUUUCCAUGCUUAUGGCUUAAAGAAUGGAUUGACUAUCGACGGUUUAGUCUUUAAUGGGCUAAUAAGCAUGUAUUCAAAAUUUGAUGAGAUAGAAGCUGCUUUCUUUUUGUUUCUUGAGAUGAGUUAUAAACCUCUUAUCACUUGGAAUUCUGUGAUAUCUGGCUGUGUGCGGGCUGGAAAAUCAAGUGAUGCCAUAGACUUGUUCUGCCAAAUGAAAAGGUCUGGACAAAAACCUGAUGCCAUAACUAUUUCUAGUAUACUAUGCGCGUGUAGCCAGCUUGGGUACCUAAGGACUGGGGAGACGCUGCAUAACUAUGUCCUAAGGAACAACGUGGAAAUGGAAGAUUUCACGGGCACUGCUCUAACAGACAUGUACACCAAGUGCGGAAGGUUGGAUUAUGCUGAAAGGGUGUUCAAUAGCAUCAUUGAUCCAUGUUUGGCAACUUGGAACUCGAUUAUAUCAGGAUACAGCCUUUACGGGGUUGAACAUAAAGCUUUCACUGGCUACAAUGAACUGCAAAAACAAGGGCUAAAACCUGAUAAAAUAACCUUUUUGGGAGUUCUAGCUGCAUGCACCCAUGGUGCACUUGUUUGCGAAGGAAUCGAGUACUUUCGAAUCAUGAAAGAUGAGUAUGGUUUGAUGCCAGAUUUGCAACAUUAUGCUUGCAUGGUUGGUACAUUAGGUCGAGCAGGAUUUUUUCACGAAGCAAUGGAAUUUAUUAACAGUAUGGAGGUCCGACCUGAUUCUGCUGUGUGGAUAUCAUUAUUAAGUGCUUGCAGCAUCCACCAAGAAAUCAAACUUGGGGAAUGCUUGGCGAAUAAAUUGUUUUACUUGGAUCAUAGAAAUGGUGGGCUUUACGUAUUAAUGUCAAAUCUUUAUGCGGUGGUAGGGAGGUGGGAUGAUGUGGCAAGGGUGAGGGAUAUGAUGAGAGACAAUGGACAAGAAGGAUUUUAUGGGGUGAGUGUUGUCGAAGUAACAUCCAUCGAGGACUUGAACAGCAACCUUGGAAUGAAUGAAGUCUAUUUGAAUGCAAAUACUAUGCUCUUGUGCCUAUAAUAUCGACAGGAGAUCCGUUUUUGCGUCCCUUAUAAUUUAUAAGGGAGUUGCUAACAUUUGGUUCCUACUUAAAAAAUGUUAACGUGGUAUAUCUUAUUGUCAAUUUCAAAAAGGCCAUUUAUUUCAAGGGAUCGAAGUGUCAAUAAUUUCUUUACGAAAAACCUAAAUGUCACCCUUCUAAUCAUAUUUCAUGUAAUUCUUUUUUCAAAUUUAUUAAAUAUUAUCAAAAUAUCCUGCC
Prosopis cineraria is the source of this 2543-nucleotide messenger RNA. RefSeq names its product pentatricopeptide repeat-containing protein At2g04860-like. The record is from RefSeq and is a predicted model, not a curated record. Gene Ontology annotation, molecular function: protein binding; RNA binding. The transcript has a single exon. Gene Ontology annotation, biological process: RNA modification. The coding region runs from base 119 to 2305 and encodes 728 amino acids. NCBI's taxonomy places the organism in Eukaryota, Viridiplantae, Streptophyta, Magnoliopsida, Fabales, Fabaceae.